Athene cunicularia (burrowing owl) is the source of this 741-nucleotide messenger RNA. Its product is annotated as homeobox protein NANOG-like. The transcript is spliced from 3 exons. The record is from RefSeq and is a predicted model, not a curated record. Gene Ontology annotation, molecular function: RNA polymerase II cis-regulatory region sequence-specific DNA binding; DNA-binding transcription factor activity, RNA polymerase II-specific. Gene Ontology annotation, biological process: regulation of transcription by RNA polymerase II. Lineage: Eukaryota; Metazoa; Chordata; Aves; Strigiformes; Strigidae. Bases 125 to 724 code for a protein of 199 amino acids.
AUCCCCAGCUUCAUCCAGUUCUGGGAAUUUCAGCCAAUUCACACCAGAUUCAGCCACCAGUCCACAUUCGGCAUCCUCGUCGCCACAGCGGGAAGCUAAGUCUCAGAAGGGUGGAGAAGAUGUCAUGGAGGCAGUGAAGAAGGCCAAGAGCCGCACAGCUUUCUCCAAGGACCAGCUGCAAAUCCUGCACCAGCGAUUCCAGAGCCAGAAGUACCUCAGCCCCCAGCAGAUCCGGGAGAUGUCUGUUUUCCUGGGGCUCACCUACAAGCAGGUGAAGACUUGGUUCCAGAACCGGAGGAUGAAGCUGAAAAGGUGCCAGAAGCAUAGCCUAUGGACUGAACGGGCUCAGUGCCUCACGCAAAGUGGCUUCCAGCCAAGUACUUACCUGGAUGUGCACCCCAAAUUCCACCAGGGUUACCCGAUCACCACAGCCAGCAACAUCCAAGCUAUGCCUCCUCCCCGUCAGCACUACGGAGCCGGGCAGAACGCUUACACGAUCGUGACCAGCGAGGAUGGAGGAGUCUUUGGCAAAGGUGGGGGCACCUGCAGCGUCCAGCAGACAGUGGGCUUCAUUGCCCAGCACAAAGUAGACUUUUACCACAGCUGUCCUGGCAGUGUGGAUUAUCCAGGCACAAAGACAGGUGAUGGCUGUAACUUUCACCACUCGACCACCAUGGGGGCUCCUUUCCCCACCACUGGUGGUCACCAUCUCUAUCACUCCUAAGCACUGUGGAUGUGGGG